AUGGUGGCUUUGUUCGAACUCUACCAGCAAGAGCAGCAGCGGCAAUCCAGUGCUCUUUCGGAAGCCGCCUUGGAUGAGGAGGGUAUCCUUGCUUUCUUCUCCAAGCAGCGAGUUCUGCUGCUCCACGCAGGAGGAGAAAGUCGCCGGCUUCCUUGUUAUGUUCCAGAAGGCAAGCUGUUCGGCCCUCUGGCGAGCUCCCAAAGAGGGGCGACUGCCUGUCGGACGAAAUGCCCUGUGGUAGUGCUGGACUUCCUCCUCAGCCUUUACUUCAGGUAUCCAUGGGCUGAUGGUGAGGUAAUCCUCGCUUCUGGAGAUGUGAUCGUGGACUUCGAUGUGGCAGGGCAGCUCCGAGAGAACUUCCGGCGUGGAUCAAUAUGUGGAUUUGGCAAAGUUGCUUCUCUUGAACAAGGCUCCCGUCAUGGUGUUUUUGCAUUCGGCGACCAGGACCAGGGGCCGACAUAUCCCGUACAAGACUUUUAUCAAAAGUCUCCAGUUGAGAAACUGCGAAAAGAAUGCCUGGUUCCGGGCAUGCUGGAGGAGGCCUGUGCUUUGGACACAGGAAUUUUUGCAAUGUCUCCGGAGUGGUGCCUUGCAUUUUUCAAGCUCGGUGCCGCCCAACACGAUGGCAAGACACUGAUCAAAGCAGUGCAGGCAUCGGACUUCUAUUUUGACUUCUAUGUCGAGGUUGUCAUGGCCAGCUUGCCCGGGCAGACGCGGGAGCAGUUUGCCAACCGUGUUUCUGGUACAUCCAAGCUUCCUGCGGCUAUUCUGGAUCUCAUGCAUGAACACCUUGGAAGUCUGGAACUGAGGGGAGCGUUGCUGCAAGACUGUGCAUUUCUGCAUUUUGGAACGCUCAAAGAGUUCCCUGCGGCCUCCCUUCAGAUUUGCGAGCUUGGAUUGCAGCCGUUCUAUUCACAGCUCGUGGAGGGAAGAAGCGACUGGAACCCGGUGCCUCCGGCACAGCGCACAGACCCCAUGAUCGUCAACAGCCAGGCUCAUUCUCUGCAUCUACUCAAAGAAGCUUCAGACUCGACUGAGAUGGUUUGGGUGGAAAUGUGUGCAGAUGUGCAAAUUACACUCUCUCCGAGCGGCUUUCACUUGCUGGUUGGACUACAGGAUGUGAAAUUGGAAAGGCCUUUGCCAGAAGGCUUCUGUUUGGACGGUCGCUUCAUCCAAAAGGAAGGAGCAGCAAGCACUGCCUCAAGCACAUCAAGCGAGACAAGCUACAUCGUCGCAGUGUAUUCUACUGCAGAUAGUUUCAAAAAGGUCAAGCAGCCGGAGGAUGUCCUUUUCUGUGGGAUUCCUUUCCACUCUUGGUUGCAACAACGUCGUCUGCGAGUUGAACAUGUGUGGUCUAAUGCCCAGGAGGCGGCCAGCUGCACUGAAUUAUGGACAGCAAAGCUUUUCCCGGCAACGACCUCUGCGGCCUCGCUUGCCGAGCUUCUCCCAGGAUACUGGGACGCAUCAUGCUUUCGCUCUGAUGACUUCAUCGCCCAGGUUCGUUUCAGCUUGGAAGACCUCAACAGGCUCGAUUCUGCGCUGGAUCGGGAUAUCAGAAGACAUCGUCUCAUAUCCUGA
Messenger RNA from Symbiodinium sp. CCMP2592, 1578 nucleotides. The record is from the annotation of a GenBank genome assembly. Lineage: Eukaryota; Dinophyceae; Suessiales; Symbiodiniaceae.